AUGGAGACGGUGCUGGAAGAGGUCUUCGAGGUACAGACGCUCCACCCGUACAAGUUCCCGCUCGAGUGGCGGGCCGAGUCGCGCCGGUGGCUCGACCGGACGGGCAACAUCCCCACCUCGCGCUUCUGUGUGUUCCCUAGCACCUUCUCGCCGGGAGACGAGAACGACAUGGGCGACGACCUCAAGCACUACUGGCGCUGGAACCACCCGUGGGUCGUCGACACGACCUAUACGGCGUGCGACCUCGACGGCUGGACGUAUGGCACGAGCAUCUCGGCCAUGAACAAGCACUUGGCCAAGGGCAUAACAAAGGCGAAGCGCCGGCCGCAGGACUUUGUGCGCCGGCGUCGAUGGAUCCGCAUGCGCAUCAAGCUCGCGUCCUGCCAGCCGCCGACGACGCGCGGGUCGUUUGAGACGGACGAAGGCCGGUACUACCGGUCGCUGCGUGUGGACUCGCGCCUCUCGCAUGUGCUACACUGCCGGUCGACGCCGAUCAAUCACAUGCAAAACAUGACAUUCGACAAGAGCAACAUCGUCAUGGAAGGGUGGCUCGGCAAGUGCGGGUCGUACUCGCACACGUGGAAGCUGCGCUACUUCAUUUUGCGGAACGACUUUAACACGCUCGUGUACCUCAAGGAUCUCAACUCGCUCCUGCAGCUCGGACAGGUCUACAUCAAUGGCCACACGUCCGUGUUUGCCAUCACGUACCCGCCGACGAGCAAUUUGCGCCACCAGUUUGCGUUUGAGAUUCUCAACGGCAAGACGCGACUGCGACUCAACGCGCCGAGCGGGCCGACGCGCGCCGACUGGAUGGCUGCGAUCAGCAGCAUGAUCAUCAACCGCCGGUCGUCCUUCAUGAUGGGGGACGGCGACGACGCACUACUUCCCGGCGUCGUUGACGGCUCGUUUCAGAAGCACAAACCGAAAGCGUGGCAGCCCUACUCGCUCAAGGUCUCGUCCACGGUGCGCGAGAUGCCGCACAACAAGUACGUCGAGACGUGUUAUAUCCCACUCGUCCGGCACACCGAAAAGCUCUUUGGCACGGCCAAAGCGUUUGUCUUGAGCAAGCUUCUCGAGCUCGCCGAGGCGUCAUGGCGCAGCCCCAAUGACAUUCGCAUCCAAACUCUUAUUGCGGAGGGCAAGCUCAUUCUCGAAGACCUUGCCCCCGACGUCGAGCGUCUCCGCACCAACGCGGCCGACGUCUUUGAAGGAUUCGAGCUGCGCAUCCAGAGUCUCCAGGCCACCGAGAGUCUCCUUGAGAUCAACCGCGUCAAGGAGGAUCUGUACCAGAGCUGCACCCGCAUCAUUGAGGACAUUUUUGAGUUUCAGUCGGCCACGUCCAAGCGCGUCAUCAACGCCAAACGGUCGGCCUCGGCGCAGCGUCGGAGCUCGAUCCCGACGCAGUGGACACGGCCCGAGGAUCCGUCUUCGACUGGUAGCAGCACCACUGCGCUACCGACCGUGCUCGACGUGCAUGAGAGCAAUUUGAGUCUCACGCGGCUCUCGAGCAGCGCGUCGAGCGACUCGAACGACACGCUCAAGUCGGUGUCGACGUACCGACCGCCGCCGCCGAAGGACUCUAAGCACCUCUUCACGCCGGGCCACAACGGCUCAAGCCACGCAGUAGCGCAAAAGCAGCGCAAGCAAGACGUGCGGCAGGCGCUGCGCCAUCUCUUUGACGACCGCGCGAUGCACCUCGAGAGCGGCGUGCGCAACACGAUUGUCUGGGUCCACGAAGACGACAUGGGGUCGCUCAUUGCGUACACGCUCCUCUCGGCCAUGUACGUGCAGCAGCUCGAGAGCAGCUGUCGGUCCAUCAACGUCGCCGACGAGCUCUUGUCGGCCACCAACUGCAUGAACAAGGCCACCGCGCUGCAGAUCCUCAACACGGCGUCGGCCAAUCACUUCAAGUGCCACGUCGUGCUCCAGCAGCCGACGAUCGAGGCGUCGGAUGUCUCGGCGAUCGGCGACUCGGUCGUCGACGACGAAGGUCGGAGUAUCGUGUGCAUGGUGUACUUUGCAACGCAGUUCCAUGCGCUCCGGCAAAUGUGCCGUCCGGGCAACCGCGCGUACGUCGAGUCGAUCUGCCAGAGCGCAGCGUUCACAACGUCGGGCGGCAAGUCGGGCGCCUUCUUCAACCUCGCGCAUGACCGGCGCUUCAUCCUCAAGGGCGUCACCGCGGCCGAAUUCAACAUGUUUAUCGACUUUGCACCCGACUACUUCAAGUACCUCGGCAAGAGCUUCGAGAACGACGAGCCCUCGUGCUUGGCCAAGAUCCUCGGCGCCUACAAGCUGCGCGUGCCAUCCCAAGGCUCCAAGUGGACCCAUGUCAUCAUCAUGGAGAACGCCAACUUUGGCUUCACAGCCACGCAAAUGUACGAUCUGAAGGGCGUCAUGCGCCGCCGGUACUUGGACCCGAACGACUCGUCGACCUCGACGACGACACGCCGCGUGCUUCCGGAUGGCAACUUUAUGGACCGGAUCCCAGUCCCGAUCCGCGAAGACGAACUCGCGGUCUUUUCCGAUGCAAUCGCGCGCGACGUCGAGUUUCUUGUCAGCGUCGACGUCAUCGACUACUCGCUGCUGCUCUCGUUUGACGAUGGCACGCGCGAGCUGCGCGCCUCCAUCAUCGACUACUUGCACCAGUAUGAUUUUCUCAAGAAAGUCGAGUCGAGUGCCAAGACCAUGUACACGACGCCGACCGUGAUCCCGCCCGAGGCGUACGAGCGCCGGUUCCUCGAUGCGAUGCACCGGUACUUUGUGGGCAUUCCCGAGACGGUGAGUGCGCGCAACGGGUCGGACCCGCUGCAGCAACGGUCCGAGAGCGACAGCGACCGAACGCUGCCGACAACCGAGCGCCCCCCGCGCGCCCUCAGCGACUGUGCCGACCACGCGGCGACGCUCGUCCUGUCGACGCGAUAACAGCAACACGGUGAGGGAUACACCACCA
Saprolegnia parasitica CBS 223.65 is the source of this 2950-nucleotide messenger RNA. RefSeq lists its product as hypothetical. The record is from RefSeq and is a predicted model, not a curated record. Gene Ontology annotation, molecular function: 1-phosphatidylinositol-3-phosphate 5-kinase activity. Gene Ontology annotation, cellular component: endosome membrane. Gene Ontology annotation, biological process: phosphatidylinositol phosphate biosynthetic process. The coding region runs from base 1 to 2922 and encodes 973 amino acids. The transcript is spliced from 6 exons. Lineage: Eukaryota; Oomycota; Saprolegniomycetes; Saprolegniales; Saprolegniaceae.